Leucoraja erinaceus (little skate) is the source of this 4164-nucleotide messenger RNA. It is a transcript of the gene qtrt2, whose product is annotated as queuine tRNA-ribosyltransferase accessory subunit 2. The record is from RefSeq and is a predicted model, not a curated record. Gene Ontology annotation, molecular function: tRNA-guanosine(34) queuine transglycosylase activity. The transcript is spliced from 10 exons. Lineage: Eukaryota; Metazoa; Chordata; Chondrichthyes; Rajiformes; Rajidae. The coding region runs from base 1374 to 2705 and encodes 443 amino acids.
UUGAAAUGUUAAAAUAAAACGUAUACAAUGCUGCUCACUCCCCCUUUCGCAUCUCCUUGGGUACCAUGUUUGCCGAGGGUGCAUCCGUAGUUUGAGAGAAGAUAGACACAAUAAACUGGAGAAACUUAGCAGGUCAGGUAGCAUCUCUGGAGAAAAGGAAUAGAUGACGUUUUGGUUCAAGACCCUUCUGACUGAGAGUCAGGGGGAAAGGGGAACCAGAGAUAUAGAUGGCACAUAGACAAAUGAAUGAAAGAUAUGCAAAAAGCAAUGACGUUUGAUAGGUGGUUUUACUGAGAAAAAAAGAUUCCGCGGGAUUUUGCAGGAUUGAUGCUGAGAUGAUCUGUCUGAGGGUAGGGGUACACAUAACGAAGGAGCGGUUUCAGAAGUAGUUAGUCACCUAGAUAAAACAGUGGUGAUACUACUGUUCUCAGAGGGAAGUGAAUCUUUGGAUUUUUUUACUGUGGAGGUUCAAAGCUGAGAUGGUCAGUUUAAUUUGGAGAAAUCAGUGAUCACAGGGAUCAGACAGCAAAAUGGAAUAGCGACCCAGAUCAACCAUGUUGAAUACUAGGCAGACUCGAGACCUUUUUCCAGCUCUUCCUUAAUGUUCCUGUAUCUCAGAGAACCAGGCCCGUGAAGAAACUGUUACGUGUGCCAUGCCACGAUCCGUAAGCACAGCGCAGAACACAAAGUGCUGCAAGUACCUCAACAGGUCCGACAGCAUCUCUGGAAAACAUGGAUAAGCGACAUUUCGCGUCGGAACCCUUCUUCAGACCCGAACCGUUGCCUAUUCAUGUUCUCCACAGUUGUGUAGGAAGGAACUGCCCAAAGAUAAGAUACAAAAUGCUGGAGUAACUCAGCGGAACAGGCAGCAUCUCUGAGUUGCUCCAGCCCUUAGUUCUACGCAUGAUGUCAGCAUCUGUAGUUCCUUGUCUCUCCAUUAGGAUGCGGUGCAAUCCGGCGCUUCGGCCAAUUUUAGCUAGAUAACCCGCUGAAUGACUCCAACUAUUUGUGUUUAACUUGUGUCGGCAGGUUAAUGCCGUGGGCCUCUUCGGAUGUUCCCCGACCGUGAUGUUCACCGGGUGCAGCAAUUUAGCACCAGCGCAUUCGCCAGGACAGCACAUGGAACGCAGCCCGGGGAGCGCCUGCACGCACUGUCGCGUGGCAGCGCUGCGACCCCGUGACGUCAGUACGGCGGGAUCUGCUCUGUCCUUUCAUUGGAUGUGUGUUGCAGCGGCUGGUGAUUCCGGGUGCCGGUGAAGAAGCUGCAACGGAGUUGCUUGAUUUUCAACUAUACAGGCCUCUGAUAGCCACAGAUAUAGCAGUGAACUUGCUUACAAUAAGCGGUCAACCAGUUGGAAGUUUUAGUAGAAAAGAUGAAAUUAAUCUUCUCCAGCGUGGUGAAUGGAUGCCGUCACGGCAAAUUGAUUGAAGUAGGACGGAAAGGCAGUAAAAGCCUCGAUAUUCCUGGUUGCCUGCUUUAUACCCGGACAGGCACUGCUCCACAUCUAACCCAUGACACACUCAGCCUCAUAGAAGGAGUUCCUGAACCUGUGCAUCUGACAUUAUCAACGCUUGCUGAGCAUCACGAAGUUCUGGAAGAAUAUAAAGAAGGCAUUGGAAAAUUCAUAGGCAUGCCAGACUCGCUUAUUUACUGUGCUCAGAAUGACCCAGCUAGUCCAUGUCCAUCAGGAUACAACACAAACAAAACGGUUUCCGUGUGGGGCGGAGGUGGUCGAAUUGAGCUAACUUUGACAAAAUUCAUGGCAAUACAACAAGCCUUCAAACCUGACUGGUACCAUUGCAUGGCAGAUGGAGAGCCUCUUCCUCCAGGAUCGUCAAGGAAGAGGAUAAAUAAAUCAGUGGACCGAACUCUGGGCUUUCUGGAUGAAUGUCUCAAGGUGCAUCAGAAUUCGGAGGUGCUGAAGGACGCUGAAAUUUUUGGAGUCAUAGAAGGAGGAGACAUACUGGAGGAGAGGCUGAGGUCAGCCAGGGAGACCAUGAAGCGGCCAGUCGGAGGGUUCUUAUUGGAUGGUUUGCAGGGAGAGAGCAUGACUGAUGAUCUGAAACUGGAUUUAAUCUCCUCAGUCACAGGAGAGCUGCCUGUAGACAAACCAAGGUUGAUUCAUGGAAUUGGAAAGCCAGAUGAAGUGUUGGAGUGUGUAUCGAGAGGAGUGGACUUGUUUGAGGGUUUCUUUCCCUAUCAAGUGACUGAGCAGGGAAAAGCUCUGUCCUUCAAUUUUAAAUACAAGGUGGAUCCAGAGGCAGAAGAAAAGAGUCUUGCAGUGCCCUUGCACCAGGUACAAGACCAGCAGCUUUCAUCCACAUGUACCAGUGUGACCCAUGAACAAUGUGAGAAGAAUCAUAUUUUCGCAAUGCUGCACAGGAAUGGUUCUGGAGAUAAUGACAUCAGCAGUAAGACCUCCGACUGUGACGGAAAAGUGAAGGCUUUUUCGAUUGAUCUGAAAAAUGAACAGUUCCGAGAUGACUUCAGCCCUUUGGUGGAGGGUUGUCCGUGCUAUUGUUGCAAGAAUCACACGCGCGCCUACCUCUACCAUCUUCUACUGACUAAUGAGCUGUUGGCUGGAGUCCUUCUCAUGAUCCACAACCUUCACCACUACUUUGCAUUCUUCCAGUCUAUCCGUGAUGCUCUGAAAGAUGGCCACUUGAAAGACCUUAAAGAGCUCAUUGCAAAACAGAAAGUAUAACAGAAACAGUUGAUAGGACACAUGAUGGGUAUCCACCUGUAAGGUUUCUGGGCAGGCAUGGUGGCUGCAGCAAGUCAACUUGGAUCUACUCACAAUGUGAGUUUGUUAUUCCAACAUUUCAUUUUGUUAUGAUUAGAUCCUCAUAGUAUUCAGACUUGAGAUUUACUCUACGGUUAUGUAUCAUUAAUGUGACUGUAGGAACUGAAAAUAAGGUUUGAAAUCUGGGUGCUUUGGUUAAUUUAUGUUUUUCAUCUACUUUUUUAAAGAAACAAAUGCGUCUAUUAAGAAACAAUCUGAAAGCAUUGUACAAAUACAUUUGAUGUGAAGGGUUAGCUCUGAGAUGGCUCCGUCACUGUGGACUAAUUAACUCAUGAGACUUGCCGUGAUAGAUGAAUUUACUAAUUUCAUUCCAUACAGUUUUUAAGACUCCCAUCUAAUUAUGAGAGAGGUACAUAGAAAAUAGAAAUAGUUUUUAAUAGAAAAUAGAAAAUAGUUUUGAACUCCAGCUACUUUUUUAAAACUGAAUAUAGAAGGUAAGUAGCAGUAGCCCUCGGUACCUUAUUUUUCAUUGUAAUUGAUAAUGAAAAGUAAAUAAAAAAUUCACUCAGUGCCUGGAUAACUCCGUGGGUCAGGCAACAUGGAUAGGCAACUUUUUUGUUUGAUGAAGGGUCUGAAGAAGGGUGUCGACCCAAAACGUCACCCAUUCCUUCUCUCCAGAGAUCCUGCUUGUCCCACUGAGUUACUCCAGCUUUUUGUGUCUACGGUUUAAAAUCAGAGGCAGGAUCAGCUUGUGAAGCAUCUGACAAGCAAAUGUAGCAAUCGGUGGGUGAGCAGCCUUUCCGACCAAAGUAGGUGAAUGGAUGCUUUAAGCGAAUUAAGGUCCAGUUCUGGCUGCAGGAAUCCAAGAUAUGUUGGUGCCUGACGUACUUUAGAUCUGACGCUGCAUAACCAACUAAUUUUAUAAGGAUUAUUAAAACUCAAGAAGCACACACAAAGCAGUUAAGGUUGACUUUGCAAGACAGAAGGGCUAGAUUACUAUCCAUGGAUACACACACUUACUGUAGCCCUAGGAUUGUUCCCAUGGCCUCUGUUGUAUGUAACAUUUUGGGUAAGAAUUUUGAGCAGAAGUUGGAAUUCGCAUUCCAUCAAUUUUUAAUGCCAGUGUUUACUCAAGUCUUUUAAUAGUGUUAAUUCAGAGCAGUACUGGGUUAUUUAUUCCACAAUCAUUAACAGUGAGUUAUUUAUGAGGUUAUCAUUACUAAAAUUUAAAAGGUUGUACCUGUAUUACAUUUCAGCCUUUUGCUUUUUAAAUUAAGUCUGUGAUAACCAACAAAUGUCCAUUUUAUUUAAUGCAUUAAAAUUGCACCCGCGUCUGCAACAUUUAUGCAACUUUAUUUGUAAUGCAAAGGCACUUGAAAAAUGUACAAGUGUUAAAUUUUAUUAAAACAUGUUUCCAUUA